AAACAAGAGCAGAGGAAGGCACAAAAGGAAUAGUGGUAACCCCAAUAGGAAGCAAACUUCUUUUUCGAGGCCAAUCUGCUGCAAGGCAUGUGCAUAAAGCACUGCCAAAGCAGCAAACAUAUUCAUUUCUCUAAUCCCAACCUUUCUAUCCACUCAUCAUUUUUUAUUUCUUUUUGAAGCUUAAAGCUCCAAUUCCAGCCUUAAAGCUCUGCACACCCUGCAGAUCUUGUGACUUAUUUCUAGCUAACAUGCGGCCAUUGAGUAUUAGUCGAUGGUUCUUUUUUUGCUUUUUAAACUUCUUGAAGAGCAAGCCCACAAGGCUUUGCAUACUGAGUAAAACAGAGUGAGGUAUAUAACACCACCUCCACACACGCAAACACACGCGCAACUCAUAAAAUAUCAGUGCUUGUGAACAGUAUUGAUGUAAUUGGGAACAACCCAUCUGAGAAAUCUUGCUUCAGGAUUGCUAACUUGAGAUGGGCAUCACCGGCGAGAUGGUUAGGAGCGUCUUCUCCAAAAGCCGGUCUGUCAGAACUCAAGAGUAUCAGGAAAGGGUCAAUGCGGCGGAUAAGAGAAAAUGGGUCUCCGUGAGGUCUUACCUAUGUGGGGAUGAAUUGAAUUCUGUUUUUUCUGAGGAGGAUUCAGCUUCUGUGAGUGGUUCUGAGGCCACUGUUACACAGCCCAUACUACAGGACGGAAAUGUCCGGAGCAAAGAGGCCAACGAAGAAAUCAUGCAGGAAAAGCCAAAUUCUAUGUCCAAACUAAUGCAGAAAGAGGAUGCAGCAAUCGUCAUCCAGACUGCAUUUAGAAUUUUUCUGGCUAGGCAUCCAAAGGAAGAACCUAAGCCAGAGUCCAUUGAAGGAACACCAAGUCCAAGUAAAGAGUCUAUCGGUACAUCAAUUGAAGUUCAAACGGGAAAUUCUGUCGAAGUUUUCUCAAUCCAAAAGGAAAACAUGGCCAUUCAUCACAGGGUGCAACAGAAACCCAGACCUCAAAUUUUGAAGCUGAAGGAAGACUGGGAUCAUAGCACCGUGAGUAGCAACAUAUCAAAAUUGAGGAUUAAGAAUAGAUUAGAAGCAACAACCAGGCGUGAGAGAGCAUUAGCCUAUGCUUUUGCCCAACAGUUAAGAAUCUGUUCAAAGAAAAAACAAACCAGAUCUGAAGGCAUAGAAUCGAAUAUAGGUUGGAGCUGGUUAGAACGGUGGAUGGCGACUCGCCUACCAGAAAGUUCCUCAGUUGAAGACCAUAUAUGUAGUCAGAUUGAGCCAAUCAGCUGCGCCCAAAGUCAUGCAGUUAGGAAGGAAUUGUUCGAUGUAGGAGGAGAAGAAAAGGAGAGUUGUGGAUCUAAUGAUGUGUCUGUCAAAAUUGAAAGCUUUUCAGCUCCUGUACCAACAGAGAGAGAUGGUUCUAAGCCUGCUAAAAACAAGCUUAAGGUGACACGAAGUGUGUCAAGACGGAAAACUGUGCCUAGCUACCAAUACCCAAAAGAAUAUACCAAGAAAUUGUGUUAUACCACUUCUCUUAAAAGAAAAAGACCAUCAUUUUAUGUCUACCCCCAGUAUUAGAACUCUCUACCAAAGAAAAGAAUGUUUGGCAACCAAACUUAGCUGCUGCUAUUACUAGCAUUGUUUUGUUAAAUCAGCAAAACAGUUGGGAAAACUCUGCAGUGGAAUACUGCACUUAGACAAGGACCUGAGCGAAAAGUUGAUCCAGUGCACUUCUGUUAGUUCUAUGUUAUGUCUCUUUGCACCAUUUGAUGGAAUUAACUUUCUAUUCUCCUCUAGGUAAAAGAAAAUGAGAACCUGAAGGAUGCUGAAAGAGAUAAAUUACACAAGAAAAAGCAGGUAAGAAGUAAAAGAGAAAGUAAAUGCAAAGACACUUCAUGCCAACUGACCACCUAAUGUCCUCAUCAGCAAGGAUUCUGCAAUCCAUUCAUCUGGAAAUCUAUUAAGAGAACUAGAUCGAGUUCUUUGAUCCAACUAAGAAUGUUUGUCGGAUUGCCUGGCUUUUUAAUUUAUCGUUUAAUUCUUCUUGUAUCUACUAUGACUCAAUUAUUUUAUCUUAUACAUCAUAAACCACCUCUGCAGAGCAUCAAAA
Malania oleifera is the source of this 2097-nucleotide messenger RNA. Its product is annotated as protein IQ-DOMAIN 33. The transcript is spliced from 6 exons. Lineage: Eukaryota; Viridiplantae; Streptophyta; Magnoliopsida; Santalales; Ximeniaceae. Gene Ontology annotation, molecular function: protein binding. The coding region runs from base 477 to 1565 and encodes 362 amino acids. The record is from RefSeq and is a predicted model, not a curated record.